This is a messenger RNA of Mesitornis unicolor (brown roatelo), 12609 nucleotides long. RefSeq names its product G protein-coupled receptor 98 (gene ADGRV1). The record is from RefSeq and is a predicted model, not a curated record. Gene Ontology annotation, molecular function: G protein-coupled receptor activity. Gene Ontology annotation, biological process: cell communication; negative regulation of adenylate cyclase activity. The transcript has 59 exons. The annotation marks the transcript as partial. Lineage: Eukaryota; Metazoa; Chordata; Aves; Mesitornithiformes; Mesitornithidae. Gene Ontology annotation, cellular component: membrane.
AUGUCCAUGUCCCCAGGUCCAGGUAGGUUUCUUGUCUCUCUGUUUGAGGUGGGAGCUGCUUUGGAAGCAUCCCGUAUCAGCUGCGGAGGUGUGCGCUGUCCGAUGGAGGGUUCGUGCCAGCAGCACCUGUUGCAGCGGGAAGAGGGUUCAGCCAGCGGCAGACAGCGAGCGUGUGGCUCAGUGGCUGCUGGCUGCGAGUCUGCUAAGGUUUCUGUUGUUCCAGCAGCUCCUCUUUCUGCUCUGCACAGCAGGGCAGGUGGAGGCAAUGGUCUUUCCAAUGGAAAAUCCUGUUCUCAGGGAACAGUAUCGGGAGGAAAUGCAGUCUGGAGGAUGCCCUCUGCUUCUAUAUUAGUUUAUUUGCUUUUAGCAUUACUCGUUCACUUCACAUCUGGAGAAACAGAAGUGAAGUUCAGUGGACAAACAGAAUUUGUAGUUAAUGAAACAAGUACAACUGUUAUACGUCUUGUAAUUGAGCGGACAGGGAAGCCUGCUAACAUCACAGCAAUUGUGUCGAUUGAUGGAGAAAACACAGGAGACUUUUUUGACACAUAUGCAGCUGCAUUUAUACCCGAUACAGAAACAAACCGAACGGUGUAUAUAUCUGUCUGUGAUGAUGAUCUUCCAGAGGCGGAUGAGACAUUCACAUUUUACUUGACAUUACCAAAACCAUCUGCAAGGAUAAAGCUUGGCUCACCCAAUUCUGUCACUGUAACAAUCUUAUCAAAUGACAAUGCCUUUGGAAUAAUUUCUUUUAACAUGUCUGCCUUAAUCACAGUGAAUGAGCCCAGGGGCAGAAAUGAAUUUGUGCCUCUCACUCUAAUUAGAGAGAGGGGAACCUACGGGACGGUCAUCGUAACUUUUGAGAUAGAAGAUGGACCAAACCCGGCUGAAGAAGACUUCAGUCCAGCUAGGGGAAAUAUUACAUUUGCCCCUGGGAGAUCAAUGUUGAUUUAUAAUUUAACAGUGCUUGAUGAUCAGGUACCUGAAAAUGAUGAAUUGUUUGUUGUUCGUCUGAAGAGCGUGGAGGGAGGGGCUGAAAUCAACAACACAAAAAAUUCUGUUCAGAUUAACAUUAAGAAAAAUGACAGUCCCGUGCGUUUUGUUCAGAGUGCCUAUAUGGUGCCUGAGGAAGUUGAUGUGGUGACAAUUCAAGUGGUGCGUGGUAAGGAUGUCAGUGGAAAAUUAAUUGGACCUGAUGAACAUGAAGUCACUGUGAGUUACGCCAUCAUUACUGGGGAUUCAACAGCACAUGCACAGCUUAAUGUAGACUUCCUAGAUCUACAGCCAAAUACAACUAUCGUUUUCCCACCUUUAGUUCAUGAAACGUAUAUAAAAUUUAAGAUCCUUGAUGAUGCCAUACCGGAAAUUGCCGAGACUUUUCAGAUUGUGCUUCUUAAGGACACUUUGCAAGGAGAUGCUGUUUUGGUUAAUCCAUCUGUUGUUCACGUCACCAUCCAACCGAAUGAUAAACCCUAUGGAGUACUAUCAAUCAACAGUAUCCUGUUCGCUCGGACUCUUAUCAUUGAUGAAGACCAAAUUUCAAGGUUUGAAGGGAUCACAAUUGUAAGAAGUGGUGGAACACAUGGAAAUGUUUCUGUUACCUGGGUUAUAAUCCGAAAUAGCAGUGAUCCCUCACCUGUGACUGCAGACCUCGUUCCGGAGACCGGGGAGAUCAGUUUUGACCAAGGGCAGAUGCUGGUAACGCUUCCCCUGGACAUAGUUGAUGAUGAUAUUCCCGAAGAGGCAGAGCCCUAUCUCCUGAAACUCUUAGCUCAUACAAUACAGGGAGGUGCAGAAGUCAGUGAGCCGUCUGAGCUUCUGUUCUACGUUCAGGACAGUGAUGAUGUCUAUGGCCUGAUAAAAUUUUCUCCUUUGGAGAAUCAGAAGAUUGAAAGCAACCCAACGGGACGCUUUUUAUCCUUGAGUUUUGCAAGGGAGAGAGGAGCAGUUGGAGACGUGCAGUUGGUUUAUACAGCGCUGUAUAUUCCAGCUGGAGCUCUGGAUCCUGCGAGAGCGAAAGAUGGCAUUCUGAAUAUGUCUAGGAGAAACGUCCUCAUGUUUCCAGAAGGAAAAACACAAGAUACUUUAAAUAUACCAAUAAGAAAUGAUGCGUUUCUUCAAAAUGGUGCUCAUUUCCUUGUACAGCUGGAAAAAGUUGAACUGGUGAAUAGGAUUCCUCUAAUUCCACCUGUGAGUCCUAGAUUAGGUGAGAUCCGAAAUAUUUCUCUGAGGAUUACUCCAGAGAUUGCAAAUGGAGAAAUAGGCUUUACUAGCAGUCUUCCAAUUAUUCUUUCUGAGCCAGAAGAUUCCCCUGCUACAGUGGUUUCCAUUGCACUGCAUCGAGAUGGGACUGAUGGUCAAGCAACUGUGUUUUGGAGUUUGAAACCCUCAGGUCUUGAUCAAAAGGCAGUAACUCAUGAUGAUAUAAGUCCCUUUAAUGGCUCUGUUGUUUUCUUAUCUGGACAAAGUGAUACUGCAAUCAACAUUACUGUUAAAGCUGAUGAUGUACCUGAAAUGAAUGAAACUGUGUUACUAACCUUGGACAGGGUCAGUGUGGAAAAUCAAAUACUGAAAUACGGGUUUACUACUCGUGAGAUUAUUAUUUUGGAAAAUGAUGAUCCUGGAGGGGUGUUUGAAUUUUCUCCCUCUUCCAGAGGCCCCUACAGUAUCAAGGAAGGGGAGUCUGUUGAGCUGCAGAUUGCUCGCAGCAGAGGAAGUCUUCUCAGGCAGUUUCUACGCUACACUGUAGAGCCGAGGGACAAUAAUGAGUUUUAUGGAAGCACGGGGAUUCUAGAGUUUAAGACUGGUGAAAGAGAGAUCAUAAUUACUCUUCUGACAAGGAUGGAUGGCAUUCCAGAGCUGGAUGAGGUGUACUCUGUGGUACUCAGUGGCUACAGUGAGAUGCCAGGCAAGCUGGGGAAUGCCACAAGGGUCGAUAUAACCAUUUUGAAGAAUGAUGAUCCGCAUGGUGUCAUUCAGUUUCUACCUGAUGAACUGUCAGUAACAAUAAAGGAAAGUAAAGGAGAAAGCAUCUAUGCCGCUGCUUACAGAGUUGUAAGAGGUCAAGGAAACUAUGGCAAUGUUAGUGUGUCAUGGUCUGUUGAUCCAGCAUGUACCAGUGACAUCUAUCCAGAAGAAGGGACUGUUUUCUUUGAUCAUCUGGAGUUUUCAAAAAAUAUCACCAUUUACUCAUUGCCAGAUGAGGUGCCUGAAGAGAUGGAAGUAUUCACCAUCAGCUUGUUCAAUGCUACUGGUGGAGCCAGGCUGGGCAAUAUAACAAGUGCAAUUUUGCAAAUUACAAGGAAUGAUGAUCCUAUUUAUUUUUCAGAACCUCUGACAGUGAAUGUUGAAGAAGGGAGUGUUGCAAACUUUACAGUCGUGAGGAAUGGAUCUGCUGAUGUGGCUGUUGCUGUCCACUACGUUACCGUUAAUGGAGAAGCCACAGCUGAAGAGGGAGACUUUGUUCCCACUGGAAAGAGCAGUGUCAUUUUGUUCAGUGUUGGAGAAAGAGAGCAGAACUUAUCUGUGUAUAUUAACGAUGAUGAUAUCCCUGAAACUGAUGAAACGUUUUAUAUCUUCCUUUUGAAUUCUACAGGAGAUACUGUUAUCUUUAAGGCUGGAGUGGCUACAGUUAUUAUUGAAGCAAAUGAUGAUCCUAAUGGAAUUUUCUCCUUGGAACCUUUAGAGAAGCCAGUGGAGGAAGGCAAAAGUAAUGAUUUUUUGGUUUUGAGACACAGAGGACACUUUGGCAACGUCUCGUUGACCUGGCAGCUGUUUGAUAAUGGCUCUGCGCUGGGGCCAGGAGAGGAAUUCUAUGAAACUUACGGGACUGUGCUCUUCAUGGAUGGAGAAGGAUCAAAGCCAAUAACACUCCAUGCUAUUUCGGACAGAAUUCCUGAAUUCAAUGAAUUUUACAUUUUAAAGUUGGUAAAUGCUUCAGGUGGGUCUCCUGGUCCUGGUGGUCAGUUGUCUGAAACAAACCUUGCUGUAACAGUGAUGAUCCCGUUCAACGACGACCCUUUUGGAGUCUUUGUUAUAGAUCCAGAAAGCCAGGACAGAGAGAUCGUGGAAGAUGUUCUCUCUGAAGAUGAUCUCUCCUACAUUACAGACUUCACCAUUUGGAGACAACAGGGGACCUUUGGUGUUGUGCGGUUAGGUUGGGAGAUACUGACUAGUGCAUUCCAAGCUGGACUGCCAACAAUGGUAGACUUCUUGUUGCUGGGAUCGUUUCCAAAUGCAGUACAAUCCCAGCCUCACAUGAGGCGCCAUCACAGUGGAACGGAUGCUUUGUAUUUCAGUGGAAAAGAGGAUGCAUUUGGGAUUAUUGGUCCGGAAUACCCAUACAAUGGAAAUACUGCAGUAACCAAUUUUACAUUUUCAGCGUGGUUAAUCCCAGGCAUCGGUACAGAUGGUUACAUAGUUGAAAAGGAUGAUGAAAAUGGGACCUUAUAUUACGGAGUGAAAAUCCAAACAAAUGAUUCUCAUGUUUCUGUAGUGCUUCAUUAUACAGCAUUAGGAUCCAACGUGACAUAUAUGGCUAAAGCAACAGUCCUGAAAUAUCUGGAUGAAAAUACUUGGCUUCACCUUCUGAUUACGCUGGAUGAAAGUAUAAUUGAAUUUUACAUGGACGGAGUUCCAGUUCUGGGAGGAAUGAAGAGCCUUAAAGGAGAAGCAAUCGCUAAUGGUCCAGGAAUAGUGAGGAUUGGAGCAGGAAUUAAUGGCAGCAGUAGGUACACAGGGCUAAUGCAGGAUGUGAGGCUUUAUGAGCGCAAAUUGACACGAGCGGAGAUCUACGAACUCCAUGCGACUCCUGCAAAAAGCGAUGUCCACCCUGUCUCCGGGUAUUUGGAGUACCGGCAAGGAGAGACCAAUAAAUCGUUCAUUGUGUCUGCAAAGGAUGACAAAGAGGAGGAAGGAGAGGAGCUGUUCAUCCUAAAGCUCGUUUCUGUGCGCGGCGGAGCUCGAAUCUCACAAGAAAAUACCACGGCACGAUUAAGAAUACAGAAAAGUGAUAAUGCUAAUGGCUUAUUUGGCUUCACUGGAGCAUGCAUUCCUGAGACUGCUGAUGAAGGUUCCACUAUAUCCUGUGUUGUGGAGCGUACAAGGGGAGCCCUAGACCAUGUGUAUAUAAAUUACAUUAUCUCACAGGUUGAUUCCACUGGCAUUAAUUACUCUGUUACCGAUUUUUCUAACAGCAGUGGCACUAUCACAUUCCUUCCUUGGCAGAGAUCAGAGGUCUUAAAUUUGCAUGUAAUUGAUGAUGACAUUCCGGAGUUAAAUGAAUAUUUCCGUGUGACAUUAGUCUCUGCAGUGUCUGGAGAUGGAAAACUAGGUUCAACUCCUACCAGUGGAGCAAGUAUAGAUCCAGAAAAGGAAACUACUGAUAUCACCAUCAAAGCCAGUGACCACCCAUAUGGUCUACUGCAGUUCUCGGUGGGGCCUCCUCCUCAGCCAGGUGAUGAAAUGACUCUGCCAGCCUCUUCUGUGCCCCAUAUUACUGUUAAAGAAGAAGUUGGACACAUCAGAUUACUGGUGGUUCGUGCACAAGGCCUUCUUGGAACAGUUCUGGUGGAGUACAGAACCGUGCCACUUACAGCUUUCAGUCCUAGAGAUUUCCAGGCUGUUGUGGGCACACUGGAAUUUCAGCCAGGAGAAAGAUACAAGUACAUCACAGUCAACAUCACUGACAAUGCUAUUCCUGAAUUGGAAAAGACUUUUAAAGUGAAGCUGUUGAACCCAGAGGGAGGAGUUGCUGAGCUCUUUAGAAAUGAUGACAGUGGUAGUGGUGAUGGAAACAUGGAUUUCUUCCUUCCAACUGUCCAUCAGCAUGCUAGCUUGGGAAUUGCAUCCCACAUCCUUGUGACUAUUGAGGCUUCUGAUGAUGCUCAUGGUGUGUUUGAGUUCAGUGCUGAGUCGCUCUCGGUCAAUGGGACUGAGCCUGAAGACGGAGACAGCAAUAUUGUGCUGCAGGUUGUGAGAACGCAUGGGGCCUUGUCUCAGGUGACGCUGCACUGGAUCAUAGUCUGCGAUCUCACCAAAGACCUGAUCUCUACAGAUGGCAAUGUAACGUUUGACGUUGGCCAAGCGAGAGCAAAUAUUACAGUACAGGUUUCUCCUGAUGAAGUUCCUGAAUUGGAUAAGGUGUUUUCAGUUUUGAUCAUCAACGUCUCCAGUGGUCGUCUCGGAAAUCGUACUAACGCAACAUUAACUAUUUUAGCUAAUGAUGACCCGUAUGGAGUCUUCAUCUUUUCUGAGCAAAACAGACCAAUAAAAGUUGAGGAAGAAACCAAAAACAUUUCCUUGACAAUAAUAAGGCGUGGUGGUCUCCUUGGUACAGUAAUGGUAACAUACAGAACUUUUGGUGAUGAUGAAAAGUCACCCUUUCUGCCACCUGAUGUUGUUAGAGCAAUAGAGGGGAAAGACUAUAUACUCAUCACAGGAUACGUGGUCUUCACAGCCAACGAAAGUGAAGCCACAAUAUAUUUGCCUAUUUUGGAUGAUGAUGAUCCUGAGAGGUCAGAAUCUGUUUUUGUAGAGCUAAGCAGUGUUGUUUUGAUCAAGAAAGCUCAGGAUCGGCCAAUUGUAAAUUCUCCUCGACUUGGAUUAGUGGGUGAGACAAUAGCUCAUGUAAUUAUCAAUGCCAACGAUGAUGCUUUUGGAACACUUCAGCUUUCAGCUUCAACUGUGCGAGUUGCUGAAAAUUAUGUUGGACCAAUCAUUAAUGUGACCAGAACUGGGGGAUUAUUUGCAGAUGUUUCUGUGAAAUUCAAAGCUAUGCCAAUAACAGCGACAGCUGGUGAGGACUACAGUGUAGCCUCUUCAGAUGUUGUCCUACUAGAAGGAGAAACAAGUAAAGCUGUGCCAAUUUAUAUAAUUAAUGAUAUCAAUCCUGAACUGGAGGAGUCGUUUUAUGUUCAGCUGCUGAAUCAAACAACAGGAGGAGCCUUGCUUGGAUCUUUGACUAAGGCAGUCAUAACCAUUGAAGCUUCUGAUGACCCAUUUGGAUCCUUUGUUUUUCAGAUUACCGAAUUCACUGUGGAAGAGCCUGAAUUUGGAUCAGUAACCAUAAACCUGCCAAUAAUCCGCAAUGCUGGGACACUCGGUAAUGUUACUGUUCGGUGGGUUGCUACCAUCGAUGGGCACCCCGCUGAUGCUGACCUGCAGGUUGCUGUGGGUAAUAUUACUUUUGCCCCUGGGGAAGCCAUUCAGAUGCUGCUGUUAGAAAUCCUGGCUGAUGAUGUUCCAGAAAUAGAAGAAAUUGUCCGUGUAGAAUUAACUCAGGCCUCCAAUGGUGGUGCUAUUGGGUUAGAUGGCGUGGCAAAUAUUGUAAUACCUGCCAAUGAUAAUCCUUAUGGCACAGUUUUCUUUCAUCAAUCCUUAUACCGAAUUCAGGAGCCACUAGAAAGAAAUUUGCUUGCAAAUAUAACAGUCAGGCGAAGUGGGGGCAGGUUUGGUCGGCUGCAGAUAUUUUACAGCACCUCUGAGACGGAUGUCGUGGCUGUGGCCAUUGAGCAAGGCCAGGACAUCCUGGCCUGGUACGAGCCUCCUGUACAAGGAAUUCCCGACCAACCAUCCCAGACCAGAGUGAACGUGUCGGCAGCAAGUGACCCGCUGUAUGCCUGUGCAACUCAGUGCCUAAAAGAACAAGCGUGUUCAGCCUUUACAUUUUCCAGUGCCUCAGAGAUUCCUCUCUGCCUUUGGCUGACAGCGGAGGUCAGUCCAUUAACUAACGCUUCAGGAUUCUGGACCUACAAGAAAAACAUCACCAGUGCAUCCGUUCUCUUCAGCACACAAGCCAUUGCUGGCAGUGAUUAUGAACCCGUUACAAGGGAGUGGGCCAUAAUGGAGGAAGGGGAAGAAUUUGCAAAUCUCACGGUUACCAUACUCCCUGACAGUCUGCCAGAGCUGGACGAGAGAUUCACUAUAUCCCUUUUGAAAGUUGAACUAAUGAACAUCUCAGCCAGCUUAAAAAAUCAACCAGCUGUGGGACAGCCAAAUACUUCCACAGUUGUCAUAAUGAUGAAUGGAGAUGCAUUUGGAGUAUUUAAAAUCUACAGCGUAAGUCCCAAUGCAACAGAGAAAGGUCUGUAUGUUGAGGUAGAGGAACGUCCUCAGACCAGCGUGCAGCUGAUGGUGCACAGGACAGAAGGCAGCCUGGGACAGGUGACGGUGGAGUGGCGUGUGGUCGGUGGAACUGCUACCCCAGACGUGGAUUUUGUGGGUGUUGGUGAGAUUCUGGUGUUUGCUGAAGGGGAGACGAAGAAGACGGUCACUCUGACUGUUUUGGAUGAUCCAGAGCCGGAGGAUAGCGAAAGUAUCAUAAUCAGCCUGGUCCAUACUGACGGAGGGAGCCGGAUUCUGCCCAGUUUCGACACCGUCACAGUGGUUAUUCUGGCAAGUGACAACGUGGCAGGAAUUAUUGGCUUCCACACAGCCUCAAGAUCGGUCAUCGGUCGUGAAGGAGAAAAACUACAGUUCCAUGUUGUGAGAACUGCCCCAGGACUGGGAAAUGUUACUGUUGAAUGGAAGAUAGUCGGCCAUAAUGUAAAACAGAAUUUUGAAAACUAUUCUGGAGUACUCUUUUUUCCUGAGGAGACAUUGAAUACAACAUUGUGUGUUCACUUGCUGGAUGACCACAUUCCUGAAGAAAAAGAAGAAUACCAGAUCGUCCUAUACAACAUCCAAACAGAAGGAGUUCCUUCUUCAGGUGCUGCUGUUUUGGAUAGUCAAGGAUAUGAAGCUGUCCUCACAGUAGAAGCUAGUGAUGAACCACAUGGAGUCUUGAAUUUUGCUUCCCCAUCCAGGGUAGUUUUAAUUCCAGAGGAAAACAAAACAGUUCACCUUUUUAUUAACAGAGAAUUUGGAGCUCUAGGUGCUAUCAAUGUUACGUACGCCACAGUUCCAGGGCUGCUCACCUUAAGUAAUCAGACAGAAGGGACCUUGGCUGAACCAGGAGCUGAUUAUAUAGCUGUUACUGGAUCAAUGAUUUUGGAAGAAGGAGAAACAGCAGCUGCCAUAAAUAUUACAAUUCUAGAGGAUGAUGAACCAGAAGUGCAAGAAUUCUUCUUGGUUAAUUUAACUUCAGUGGAACUCAUCAUGAACCACUCAGCUUCAUCCCCACCUAGGCUGGAUGUGGAGGGUUUAGCUUCCCAAAUUAUUAUUGAUGCUAAUGAUGGAGUAAGCGGAGUAAUUGAAUGGGAAAGUACCAGUUUUGAAGUUAAGGAAUCUCACGGGAAUCUGACAGUGGUGGCAUACCGAAACAGAGGAUCGUAUGGCAAUGUGUCUGUAUUUUUUUAUGCCCAAAACUUGGAGGCACAGCUGGGUUUGGAUUUUAGCGUUACCUCAAGGACUCUUUUUUUUGCUGAUGGAGAAAGGAACAAAUCUGUUGUUGUAACGAUUUUUGAUGAUGAUAUUCCUGAAGGUGAUGAGAAGUUCCAGUUAAUUUUAACAAAUCCCUCUCUGGGGCUGGAAUUGGGGGAGAACACAACAGCCACAAUUACUAUACUUGCCAAUGACGAUGGCCAUGGAGUUUUGUCAUUCAAUAACAGCGAUCACUUCUUCCUCAGAGAGCAAACAGCUCUUCAUUUAAUGGAAAGUGUUGCAGUAUUAAAUAUCAUUAGAGAACCCCCUCAGGGGAUAUUUGGCACCGUGACUGUUCAGUAUCUUGUAAGCGAAAUUAAUUCUUCAGAGCCAUCAGUGGAUUUGACCCCUUCUCAAGGAUUUAUUGUGCUGGAAGAGGGAGUCAGAUUCAAGACACUGCAUAUUUCAGCAAUACUGGAUGAAGAACCAGAAAUGGAUGAGCACUUUGUUGUCACCCUGUUCAAUCCCACUGGAGGGGCUAGAUUAGGCACGAGAGUGCAAACUAUGAUUACAGUAUUACAGAACCAGGCUCCACUAGGGCUUUUCAGCAUCUAUCCAGUUACAAACAGGACAAACUUCCUCAUAGUUGAAGAAGCCAGCACUACAGUUUAUUUGAAAGUUUCACGGAGCAAUGGGCUUAACGUGUCUGUGAGUGUCGAGUGGGAGACGUUGUCGGAUACCGCAUUUGGCAUCAGAGGUGGUAUCAGUGUCCUGUCUGUCUUGCAAAGUUUUGUGGAAGAGUCAGUGUCUAGCUGGUGCUUCUUUACAUCAGGAGAAAUCCUCUAUGGUGUUCUGCUGCGUGCGCCUCCAGCUGCGUUUUCUACCGUCUACCAGUGGAAAGGAGUUUUUGUUCCUGUCGAGAAUUUCAGCCUGUGGGAUCCUAAGAGCUGCGUGUCUUUCCAAAUCCAUGCCUCUCCCUACCUUGUGAUUACUCAUGGAGGAGGCAGGCAGGGAGCUUCCAACAACACUGUGUAUGCAUUCAUGCCUGGACGCAAACUCUUGAAGAUCCAGACUCUCUCUGUUCUGGACACCAGACAGGUCAAACAUUUUGCUGUGGAUGGAGAAGACUAUUUGAUUUUUGUGUCUCACACAAGCAGUGCCAGUUCCAUCCAGGUUUUCCAGUGGAAUAAAGAUAUAUUUGUGUUGCAUCAUCAACUUCCACUUUACGGAGCGCUGAACAUAGCCUUGUUUCCUAGAGGAGGCAUCGUGUACCUAUUAGUAUCUUUGUCAAACACCAGCCAGAACAUGCUCUUGUACCAGUGGGUGAAUAAUGAGUUUAGGAAUCCUCAUCAAUUGCCAGCCAAAGAAAUAAAACAUAUGGAGGCCUGGAUUUCUGGAUCUGAUGUCUAUUUAAUUAUGGCACAAGUUUUGUCAUUUUGCUCCUUUGUAGAAUCUGGAAAUUCUUCUGAAAUUUUCAUCUGGGAGACAGGGCAGUCAACAUUCAGACGUUUUCAGUCUCUUCCAGUCUGCACUGUAAGAAACAUCCACGUUUUCAUACCUCCUUCAGGUUUAGUUCAUAUCCUGCUGUCUGGUAAGGACACCACGGCAAUGUAUUUCUGGGACUCGGAGGGAAACCAGUUCUCUGCGAUGCUGGAAGCCCCAUGUGCGGAUCACAUCACUUCAGCGACUGCGAGGUCUCUGAACUCCAGCAAGAGCUUGAUUGCUCUGUCCGUAGAGUCCAGCUCCCAGAUCUAUGAGCUGACCACGAUCGCCAACCAGUCAGAUUUUAUACCUAGUUCAGGUGAAUUGAUAUUUGAGCCUGGGGACAUGGAAGCUGUGAUAGCAGUCAAUAUCCUGGAUGACAUUAUCCCAGAGGAGGAAGAACGCUUCAAAGUGUGGUUAAAAAACCCUAAGGGAGGUGCAGAGAUCGGUGCUCAUGGUUUUGUUAACAUAAUUAUUCCUUCCAAUGACAAUGCCUACGGAGUCAUUGCAUUUGCUCAGAGUUCUUUAUUUAAGCAAGUUGAAGAAAUGGAACAGGACAGCCUAAUCACCUUGAAUAUCGAGCGUUUGAUAGGAACAUAUGGACGAGUUACAGUAGAAUGGAUGGCUAAUGGGAGCAUAAGUGAUGUAUUUCCAGCUUCAGGAAUGAUUACAUUUGCAGAAGGCCAGGCCCUGUCCACGAUCACCCUGACAAUUCUUGCAGACAGAGUUGCAGAGCUUUCAGAGACCGUGGAAAUCACGCUUGCUCGUGUUACCACUGUGGGCAUCCAGGAUGCCUCCAAAGGAGCGGUCAUCGAUCCCAAAAGGGCACGGGCUGUGCUCACCAUUUUACCCAGUGACUCCCCACACGGUGUCAUUGGGUGGCAUAUGGAGUCUCUCUUUGUUAAAGUCACAGAGCCAGAAGUAAACUCAACUACUCUUACUUUACACAUUGUUCGAGAGCAAGGGUUUGUUGGAGAGAUCGCAGUUCAGCUCAGCACCGCACCUAACUUGGACCUCCCCCUCUCCAACCAAGCAACAGAGAAUGAGGAUUAUAUACUGGAAAAGAAGACAGUCAUUAUGGCAGAGAACGCUACAAUAACUGCUGUCCUAGUCACUAUUUUGCCUGACAAUGUUCCAGAGCUACAAGAAGGGUUUGUAAUCAAUAUUACUGAUGUGCAACUGGUCGACUCUCGCACCGGAGGUCAGCCAAGUGUAAAGAGGCUUGGGUUGGAAAUAGCCGAAAUAACAAUUGAAGAAAAUGAUGAUGCUAGAGGAAUAUUUUGUUUCAGUGUUACAAAGGAUGCAACUGGAGCCGUUGCUGGUUACGAGGUACCCCCACCACAGAAUGUGCUGAAACUGCCAGUUGUUCGUCAGGCUGGGAGGUUUGGGUCAGCGACUGUGUACUGGGAAGCCAUUCCUUCAACUGCUGGCUUUGAAGACUUCACACCAUCAUUUGGAAACCUCACAUUUGCAGAUGGGCAGGCUGCAGGAGAAAUAGAAAUUACAAUCAUAGAUGACAGCGAAGUUGAGUUGCUUGAGGUAUUCAAGGUUGUCCUGGUGAGGGUAACGGGAGGUGCAAGACUUGGGGAGGACACCCUGGUUACUGUUGCUAUUCCACCAAAUGAUUCCCCUGUUGGAGUGUUUGGGUUUGAAGAAAAGAAAGUAACAGUGAAGGAGCCUCAGACAACUGAUGACCCUGCUGCAGUUGCACUGCUCACUGUGAGUCGAAGUCAAGGAGGACGAGGAGCAGUGAAAGUCCUAUGGAUUCUUGAGGAAGCAGCCAGACAUGAUCUGACUCCUCUGAAUGGUACCCUUUACUUCAAUGAG